Toxotes jaculatrix (banded archerfish) is the source of this 1070-nucleotide messenger RNA. Its product is annotated as C-type lectin domain family 4 member F-like. The transcript is spliced from 11 exons. The record is from RefSeq and is a predicted model, not a curated record. Lineage: Eukaryota; Metazoa; Chordata; Actinopteri; Toxotidae. Bases 1 to 945 code for a protein of 314 amino acids. Gene Ontology annotation, molecular function: signaling receptor activity.
AUGGUGGUGUUUGCUGGUGCUUAUGGUUGUGGCUAUGGUCUCAACAACCACCUUGAAAAAAGCCCUGCUCACUCCCCCUUCCUCCACGCCUGCUCUGACCUCUUCCUGGGCCUCCUUGCCCUGGGCCCUGCCGACCUGCCAGGUCAGACCUGGACCUUUGUGAAGUACCACAGAGCUGAGUCACAGACCAACAUCAGCACGUUCUGCCGUCCACACGCCCACAUCAACCAGACUCAGUGUGGUUCAGGUGUGUAUAUAAAGAGCAGAGCAGCCUCCUGUUGUCACUGCAUCAUCAGCUGUUACCUGAACAUCAUCAUCAUCAUCAUCAGCUCACAUCUACCUGACAGAUUGACUGGCACUUUGUUUUUCUCCACACAGAACAAUCAGUGCAUCAUCACCAUGAAGACUGUCCUGCUUCUCUCUCUGCUCGUGUGUGCUGCAUUUGCAGCUCCAGCUGCAGAUGAACAGAAGGCUCCAGAAGCAGCAGUGGAGGCCCCGGAGGAACACGUGGCUGCUGCACCUGCACAUGAUGUUGAGGAGGCAGCAGCACCUCAAUCUCGUUUUAACUUCUGUCCAGACGGCUGGUUCAGCUACAACUCUCGCUGCUUCAAGUUUAUCAAUACUGCCCUGUCCUGGUACAGUGCUGAGGAACACUGCAACAGCCUGGGGGCCAACCUGGCCUCAGUCAGCAACCCCAGAGAGUACAGCUUCCUCCAGCAGAUGACUCAGACAGCCGGUCAGAGCAUCGCAUGGCUGGGAGGCUUCAACCUGCAGGGCCGGUGGAUGUGGAUUGACCGUGAAGGUUUCUACUACACCAACUGGUACUCCCAAUCCUCCCCCAGCAGCUACCCCUGCAUGUACUUACGCUCCACCAAUGGUUGGGGUAACACCCAGUGUGGCUCUGGUUAUCGCUUCAUCUGCUCCAAGAGCCCAUUCAGCUGUUAACAUACAUGCUAAACACCUGGAGCCUUGGGAUGGAUCAGCUGGGAGGUUUUUCCUGUUUCAAGGCAACUUAUGAACUUUGUUGUGUGUCUCACUGAAUGACUGUUGUCCAUUGUGUAUUCUGAUAA